AUGGAUGAGAUGGUCCCUAGUCCAAAAAGCACUGUUCAGGAGGAGGAUGAAGAGUACGCUCUUUCCGAUAACACCCUGGAAGGAGCCCAGGUUGAGAAGGCUGCUGAGGAAGAAAAACCACGGCUAGGGAGCACUGUUCAAGAGGAGGAUGAAGAGGGCGCUCUUUCUGAUUACACCCUGGAAAGAGCCCAGGUUGAGAAGGCUGCUGAGGAAGAAAAACCACGGCUAGGGGUUGAGGAAGACCAGAUAAAAGAACAUACUGUCAGCAAGACCAGGAAAAUAACAACUGGAACCCUGGAGAAGCUUGUAGAAAACCUUAUAACAUCUUUUGAGGAUAAUGAUUUUACUUAUGUGAAUACUUUUCUAUCAACAUACAGGGCUUUCACUUCCGCUAAGGAAGUACUAGAGCUUCUCCUUGACAGUGCAACAGCAUCAAUCUUACGAGCCUGGCUCGAUCAGUGCUCUGAAGAUUUCAGAGAGCCGCCCAACUACCCGUGUCUGCUGAAGAUGUUGGAUUACCUGAAGAAGAAUAUAUCUGGCUCUGACCCAGAGAGAAGGGCGCAGAACCUCUUGGAGCAGUUCCAGAACCAAGAAGUGGAAAAUGACGAUGAGUUCCAUAACACUUCCCCCAGUAACCAAUGUGAUGAAGAGGAACCGGAGAUCAGCAGUCCAGAAGAAUUCUCUUCUUUCCAAGAACACCUUGUGGCAGAACAGUUGACAUACAUGGAUGCAGAACUCUUCAAGAAAGUUGUGCCCCACCACUGCUUGGGAUGCAUCUGGUCUCAAAGGCAUAAGGAAGAAAACAAGCACGUGGCACCUACCAUCAGAGCCACCAUCUCUCAGUUCAAUGCAGUUACCAAAUGUGUUGUCAGCACUAUCCUGAAUAGCAAGGAACUGAAAACACAGCAAAGAGCCAAGAUCAUGGAGAAGUGGAUUCGUAUUGCACAUGUAAAGCAUUUGUUCUAG
Strigops habroptila (Kakapo) is the source of this 966-nucleotide messenger RNA. Its product is annotated as ral guanine nucleotide dissociation stimulator-like 1. The record is from RefSeq and is a predicted model, not a curated record. Gene Ontology annotation, molecular function: guanyl-nucleotide exchange factor activity. The transcript has 7 exons. The coding region runs from base 1 to 966 and encodes 321 amino acids. Gene Ontology annotation, cellular component: plasma membrane. Lineage: Eukaryota; Metazoa; Chordata; Aves; Psittaciformes; Psittacidae. Gene Ontology annotation, biological process: positive regulation of GTPase activity; Ras protein signal transduction.